Molecule: messenger RNA, 1448 nt
Organism: Echinops telfairi (small Madagascar hedgehog)
Lineage: Eukaryota; Metazoa; Chordata; Mammalia; Afrosoricida; Tenrecidae
Gene: DNAAF4
Product: dynein axonemal assembly factor 4
Exons: 8
Coding region: 1-1107 (368 amino acids)
Biological process (GO): inner dynein arm assembly; outer dynein arm assembly; heart development
Molecular function (GO): nuclear estrogen receptor binding
Source: RefSeq, a predicted model, not a curated record
AUGGAUGAGAACUCCCACUGCAAACUGAAGCCUUCCAUAAAACAAGUGCUUUAUUAUCGAAUUCCUUUCCUGUGGUUUUUGGUCAACCACCCCCCGUUUUUAUUUGAGGCGUUUCUCUAUGCUCCCAUAGAUGAGGAGAGCAGCAAAGCCAAGAUUGGGGAUGAUGCUAUUGUUUUUACCUUGUAUAAAAAAGAGGCUGCCAUGUGGGAGACCCUGUCCUUAUCAGGUGUUGACAAAGAGAUGAUGCAAAGAAUAAGAGAAAAAUCUGUUUUACAAGCACAAGAGGCAGCAAGGGAAGCCACAGAGGCAAAAGCCGCAGCAAAGCGGGAGGAUCAGAAAUAUGCACUGAGUGUCAUGAUGAAGAUUGAUGAAGAAAAGAGGAAAAAUAUAGAAGCUAUGAAAGAGAAUGAGCGGAUAAAAGCAACUAAAGAAUUGGAAGCCUGGAAAGAACAUCAAAAGGAAGCCGAACAGAAAAAAAUGCAGAAAGAAGAGAAAUUGUGUCAACCAGAAAAGCAAGUUAAAGAAGAAAGAAAAAUGUUAAAAAAUAAAAAAAGUCUUUGUAGAAAUUUGACAUCUAGAAAUCUUGCCACAAAAGGGAUAAAUUCAGAAAAUAUAUUUUCUGAGAAGUUAAAGGAAGACAGUGUUCCUGGUCCUCGCUCUGUCGGCAAUAUUAAAAUCAGCUUUACCCCUCGCGUGUUUCCAACGGCUCUCCGAGAAUCACAAGUAGCAGAAGAAGAGGAGUGGCUACACAAACAAGCAGAGGCACGUAGGGCAAUGAAUACUGAUAUUCCUGAAUUCAGUGACUUGAAAGAAGAAGAGAAGAACCCAGAAUGGUUGAAGGACAAAGGAAACAAAUUGUUUGCCACAGAAAACUAUUUGGCAGCUAUUAAUGCAUACAACUUAGCCAUAAGACUAAAUAAUAAGAUUCCAUUAUUGUAUUUGAAUCGAGCUGCUUGCCACCUGAAACUGAAAAACUUGCACAAGGCCAUUGAAGAUUCUUCUAAGGUCUUCUGGAUUAUGAAGCUGCACUUAAGAUUGAUCCAUCCAACCAAGUUGUACAAAAUGAUGCUGAGAAGAUUCGAAAUAUCAUUCAAGGAACAGAACUAAAAUCUCAAUGACUACUAGAGACAACUAAUUAUCAUUUAAAAUUUUAAAAUGUAAGUGGAGGAAUUUAGGGAUCUCACUAUAUAUUAUUACUGAUUGUGAAAAAUCACUUUAUGUUUCGUAUUCUAGUUCUAUAGAAGUCAGAGGAAAUGACAUGCGUGACCUGGUAGUUUCUGAAUAAGUAAAUAAAACACUAAAUUUUAAUUUUCUUCUUCUUUAUAUUCAUACAUAGCUAACUACAUAUAUAUUCUAAAGGCAUUGGAUUUGACCUUGUAACUAACAAAAUAUUUGUUUCCAUGAUGAUUACCAGGACUCUUACUAAUUUUUAACAAUAUAGUUUUCAA